AUGUUGGUUCUUGUGAACAGGAGUGCCACUAAGGAUUUCAAAGUGGGAAAAGGUUUACGGCAAGGUGACCCAUUAUCCCCCUUCCUCUUCAUUAUUGUAAUGAAAGGAUUAACUAAACUUAUGAAGAAUGCUAUGGAGAGAAGGAUGUUUCAUGGGUUUAAGGUUAACGAGAAAUGUACUUAUAGUAUAAUGCAAUUUACGGAUGAUACUCUAAUAGUAGGGAAGGGGAGUUGGGAUAAUCGUUGGUACAUCAAGGUCAUUCUCAUGGAAUUUGAAAUGGUAACAAGUUUGAAGGUCAACUUCUCAAAGAGAUGUGUUGGUGGAAUCAACCUAAAGGGAGACUUUGUUGAAGUUGCUUCAAACUUCCUCUGA
This is a messenger RNA of Lathyrus sativus (Indian pea), 372 nucleotides long. The record is from the annotation of a GenBank genome assembly. Lineage: Eukaryota; Viridiplantae; Streptophyta; Magnoliopsida; Fabales; Fabaceae.